AUGCCUCUGCCGUCUCGGGCCUCGUCUACGCCCAAGAUUAGCAAGGCCUGCGUGCCGUGUAGAACGCGCAAGAUCAAGUGCAAUGCUGCUGUUGUUGGGCUUCCCUGCGGCAGCUGUGUUAGUAGAGAGUGCCCGGAUGAGUGUGUCUUGUCAGCGCGGAAACGACGGACUGUAAAAGGACGUAAUGCCGAAACGCCCAGGUCGCGGAAAAAUAUACCAGAUACCAAUGGUUCCGUUUUGUCGCCACGACAGCAACAGCUUCCAACAAAUGUAUCAAGACAAGCAACAGAUAGUUCUCAUUCUGAUCCAGUAGAAGAGUCUAUCCAUGCAAGCCAUACUGGCAGUUCUUUACGCAACGACACUCCCCACUCCAGGGAUCGUCGUCCGCCAGGCCAGACCCAGGCAGAUCUACUCUACCUUAAUAUUCUCCAAGAUACAGUCAAUGACACCUCGGCGGCUCAGACAGAUGCAAGUGAUCAUCAGUCAAACGAUGAACCAGACGACAGCUUCAACAGUCAAAUACAUCACUGGAACCCACCACCUCAGCUUGACGACGUUGACAACGAGUAUCUUGCGAAGAAAAAGGUCUUUGAGCUUCCUCCUCCCCGAUUCAUGGAGAACAUAGUCAAAGCAUACUUCGACUAUGUACAUCCUUUUGCACCCAUCCUCAACAGAACAGAUUUUAUCCAGAGUUAUCGCUCGGGGAGCUGUUGUCUUUUCUUGCUUCAUGCUGUGGCAGCAGCUGCGAGUCUCUAUGUCACCCAUGAUGUCUUGAUUGGCUGCGGCUAUCCAGAUCGUUCAACGGCACAAGCAUCUUUCUUCUCAAAGGCCAAACUCUUUCAUGACUUUCACUGCCAGGGUGAUCCACUCUCCAUGUUGCAAGGAUCCAUGAUUCUUGGUGCCAUCAUCCUGGAUCAUCCGUCUGACCGGGACUUUCAGUACUGGUUUCACAACUCAGUCCGCCGUGCUUCAAAGAUGGGUGUACAAAAUGCUUGUCUUCGUGACGACGGAUCUCAAAAGCUCUACAGACGAAUCUGGUGGGUUUUACAUAACAGAGAUAUCUUCCAUUUCUUCAUCAACACGCAGAACAUGCGGCUGCUUGCUAAUGCGCCUCCAAUCAGACCCCUCACAGAGGCUGACUGGGAGACUGAAGACAUUGAGCAAUGGUCCGGAAUCUUAUCACCAAUAUCACAGGCCCAAAAGGUGUCCCUAAUAGCUCAAUGCGAGUUAGCUCAGAUCUUCGGGAAUGUCAUGUCUGUCGUGACAAGUUCAACCCCAUCUGCAGAAGAGAUUCAUAAGCGAAUACUGCCACUUGAUGCGUGGCGAACAUCACUCCCCGAGCGGAUGCAGCUCAUGGCGUCUUUUGCAAAUGGUGAGAAAUAUCAUCUCGAAGCUCUGACUACCAGCUAUCGCUUUGAGUGCAUCAUGUGUCGUUUGCUGCGUCGUGGGCGAUGGCAAAUGAGCGAUGGCGGUUUGCGCGAGUGGGCGCAGCAACGCUUCAGAUCAGCAAUAUUUGAGCUUGACACCAUCGUUAAACGCGUCAUGAUCAACAACACGAUUCAAAAGUUGCCAACCACUUUCAUUACUACUAUUACUGCCCUUUUAGCCCUGCAUAUAGAGUCUGCGCUUGACGCUGCAGAGUCCAGCCUCAUUCGCUCAAUGGCUCGGAUAUCGGUUCAACACACCAUGCUUGCACUUGACCAGAUUCGCGAUACUCCUGCUAUCAAGAGAGCUCUGCCGGCAUUCGAGAUUGUCCUCUCCAAGAACAAGCUUUAUCCAAUGUCGACGAGCGAUACUGAGCAAAUCAGCACGAUCCAGACCAUCCCCCAAGACCAAACUUUAAGCGAUGGGCAAAUAUUGCAACCGCCUCCAACAGAUAUGACUUUACCCCAGGAUGAUCAGUCAUUCUUGUAUGGGGACUUUAUCGGGUUUGACUUUUUAGACCGUUGGCAAAUGGAGCAAUUAGAUUUUACAGGCAUUUACUAG
Messenger RNA from Fusarium musae, 1986 nucleotides. RefSeq names its product Fusaric acid cluster transcription factor fub12 (gene FUB12). The record is from RefSeq and is a predicted model, not a curated record. Gene Ontology annotation, biological process: regulation of DNA-templated transcription; DNA-templated transcription. The coding region runs from base 1 to 1986 and encodes 661 amino acids. The transcript is spliced from 8 exons. Lineage: Eukaryota; Fungi; Ascomycota; Sordariomycetes; Hypocreales; Nectriaceae. Gene Ontology annotation, molecular function: DNA binding; zinc ion binding; DNA-binding transcription factor activity, RNA polymerase II-specific.